This is a messenger RNA of Acanthopagrus latus (yellowfin seabream), 3738 nucleotides long. RefSeq names its product histidine decarboxylase (gene hdc). The transcript is spliced from 12 exons. The coding region runs from base 186 to 2213 and encodes 675 amino acids. Gene Ontology annotation, molecular function: pyridoxal phosphate binding; histidine decarboxylase activity. Gene Ontology annotation, biological process: histamine biosynthetic process; L-histidine catabolic process. The record is from RefSeq and is a predicted model, not a curated record. NCBI's taxonomy places the organism in Eukaryota, Metazoa, Chordata, Actinopteri, Spariformes, Sparidae.
UGAUGGAAAGAUAAACAUGUGAGAGUCAUUGUGCGUCAUCAUUUUAGGGUGUGUUCUUCAACAGGGUCUAUAUAGAUUGGUGAUCUCUGUCAGUGAACACACAAAGCAUCACUGCAUCCACCUGUUACACACAACAAAUUAAGUCUGAGCUUCUCACUCAGAGCUUUCAUCUCAAAAUUACAAAAAUGCAGGCUGAGGAAUACAACCGCAGAGGUAAGGAGCUGGUGGACUACAUCACACAGUACCUGAGCUCCAUCAGGGAGAGGAGGGUGAUUCCAGAUGUAAAGCCAGGUUACAUGAAGGAGCUUCUCCCUGACACUGCGCCGUCAGACGCGGAGGACUGGGAGAGCAUCUUCAACGACAUCGAGAAGGUCAUCAUGCCAGGAGUGGUCCACUGGCAGAGCCCUCACAUGCAUGCAUACUACCCCAGUCUGACUUCAUGGCCCUCCAUGCUCGGGGACAUGCUGGCCGACGCCAUCAACUGUGUUGGAUUCACCUGGGCCUCCAGUCCAGCUUGUACAGAACUGGAGAUGAAUAUGUUGGACUGGUUGUGUAAAGCACUGGGGCUGCCCUCCUUCUUCCUGCAUCACCACCCUGACAGCAGAGGUGGAGGCGUGCUGCAGAGUACGGUCAGUGAGAGCACGCUGGUCGCUCUGCUGGCAGCCAGGAAGGAUAAAAUACUGCAGCUGCGGACCGAGCUUGACCAGGAUGUGGACGACUCAGUCUUGAAUUCAAGACUGGUGGCCUACGCUUCAGAUCAGGCUCAUUCCUCAGUUGAGAAGGCAGGUCUGAUCUCCUUGGUGAAGAUCAGGUUUCUGCCCACUGAUGAGCAGCUGUCCCUGAGAGGAGACACUUUGAGACAAGCCAUACAAGAGGACAGGUCGAGGGGACUGGUGCCUUUCAUGCUUUGUGCAACGUUGGGCUCUACAGGAGUGUGUGCCUUCGACAACCUGUCUGAGCUGGGACCAGUUUGUUCAGAGGAGGGAGUGUGGCUCCACGUAGACGCUGCCUACGCUGGCUCAGCCUACGUCUGUCCUGAGCUCCGCUGGUCUCUGGAGGGCAUCGACUUCGCUCACUCGUUUGUCUUCAACCCUGCCAAGUGGAUGAUGGUCCAUUUUGACUGCACAGCAUUCUGGGUGAAGGACAAAUAUAAGCUGCAGCAGACGUUCACUGUUGAUCCUGUUUACCUCAGACAUGAGAACUCACAGGCAGCCACAGACUACAUGAACUGGCAGAUUCCCCUCAGCCGACGUUUCCGUUCCAUUAAACUCUGGUUUGUUUUGCGCUCCUUUGGACUGAAAAACCUCCAGGCUCAUAUCAGACACGGGAUUGAGAUGGCAAAGCUCUUGGAGUCUCACAUAAGGAGUGACACAAACUUUGAGGUUCCUGCUGUGAGGCACCUUGGCCUGGUGGUCUUCUGUCUGAAAGGAGGAAAUGAUGUGACCCAGGAGCUGUUGAGGAGACUGACCCGGUCAGGCUCCAUGUACCUCAUCCCAGCAGACAUUCACAACAAACGCAUCAUCAGGUUCACGGUGACCUCACAGUUCACUACAGCAGAGGACAUCCUGGAGGACUGGAGCAUCAUUUCAAAAACGGCCUCUGCUCUUCUGGCUGAGACACAGGCACUGAAUAACGCAGACCGACCAAAAUCAGGGAGAGAUGAGGUGACAGGAACUGAAGGAAACCAACAGUCAGACUCAGGCAGCAGGUCGGAGGAGAGAGAGGAGACGGCCCCUGGGCUGGACAAGGCUCAAGUGGAGCUGUGGCUCGACAAGGCCUGGAAUCCUACCAGGAGGCCAAUGCGCUCUCUCAGCUGCAGCAGCGAGCCUCUGCCUUACACUUACUUCAGGCCAACGUCUGGCUAUGACUUUGAACCAAAGCCUAGUCUUAAAGAUGCUACGGGCGGCGUCCCCACGCCACCAACAGCUGGACCUGACACUGUGAUUGAGAUUACUAAGAUGCCUUCAAAUCUUCUGGGCAGACAGGUGCUGAAGAAACUGACAAAGUUCUACAGCGUACCCAGUUUCUGCAACCAGUGGGUUCCGUGUGGCCGGCACCAGGUGUGCUGCCCGCUGAAGGUUUCACAGACUACACAAAAGCACCUGACCUCCACCUGCAGGAGGACGAACUGUUUGUCUUCUUCUCCUGUGGCCAACACAGCUCCCUCUCCGGCUCCACUGGAGGGUGCCACCGCACCGAAGCUCCUGAAUUGAUCCAGUGUACAGAAGAAAAUUUCAGCUAUUGGUAAUUAAAGAGUUGACUAAUAUGUGCUGAUGCUGAGUCAGCACUGUAUCAAUGACUUAGGAUUGAUUUGCUCAUUUGCAAUCAUGUUUUAAAAAUAUUUUUUAUUAAAACGCAUUUCAAACCUUUCUGUGUAGUUUAACCGUGUCUGUGAAUAUGUUGUGUUUAUGUCUGAACAUCAAUCCCCUCCCUCCUCUCUUUGUCACCACACGUCUCUUUUCUUUUUUCGGGGCAGCUUAAUGUGCCACAUUCUUUUCUUCAAGCACUUUUCAUCGCUCAGCCCAUUUCUCGUAUAAGCCGUCACCAGGAGCGCUGAAAUUUGUAGCUUUGUCUGUGCCAUGAUUGGCGGUAAACAGGAGGAUCCUGCUCCCUGAGAGUUCCCUGAGCAGACAGGGCCGAGGCUUUAUGGAGUUCUCUGUCCUGAUUGGAUGAAGUAGGCAGGGAUACCAGAAAAUGCAUUUUCUUUAUUAGUGCAUGUGCAGGGAGAGGAGAGACAUGGGUUACUGAACGCACCAAUCAGUGGAAUACAGACCUGUUUAACACCUAUUUAAAUAAGAAAAUAAUGUUUACAAUGCUUUAAGCUUGAUUUGUUACGUCCCCUCAUCCCGUCCAUUUCAGGACACAACUUAUUGUCUGUCUGUCUGAGGUCAGGUCUUCAUGAUAGUGUCACAAAUGUGCAAGAUCCAGUCAUGAAACUUCACAAGUGUGUAGUUGAGAUCAAAAUAAUGACUGGGUGUGAAGAUGGGUUCUUACACAUGAGUACUGAGUACUAAUGUAUGAUCUUUGAACUGCGAUAUCCCUUUUUAUUCUUAAAAAAUAUAUCAAAAACUUAUAUUUUUAAUUCGACUGAAUGUGGAGGAACUGCAUCAAUUUUACUCUUUCAGUUCAAUUAUUCCAUUUUAUUUUUUUCUCUUUUUUCUGCUUUUUUUCUUUAAUUUAUUGCAAUUUCUGCUCAUUAUCAUCCUGUUUUCUUUUAUCCUGUCUUUGUUAAGCACUCUGGGCUGCAUCUUUGUAUGAAGUGUGCUAUAUAAAUAAAGUUAUUAUUAUUAUUAUUAUUAUUAUUAUUAUUAACCCUUAUAGCUGUGGCUCAGAAUGCAAAUGGCCCGUGUGGUCUAGUUGGUACGUACUGUAUGUACAUUUAAGUUUAUGUAUAAUUAUUCUAUUUAUAAUUCAUCAUUUUAUUUCAAGUACAUGUGCAUGUAUCUGUAUGGAGAUGCCCCUUUAUCCUUUUUAUCCUAACAGAGACCUAUUGUGUUUUUGAUUUCUCUUUCCUUCAGUGUUUUAUUUAUGUUCUUGUGCAUGUUAAAGAUCUUGAAAGUAAAAAAAAAAUCAGUUCCUCUCUACCACAGAAAACAAUGCUCCUGAAACGCCUCGUCAUAGUCCCACCUUUAAUCCUGUGACUUUGUGACAUCACACCAUGUCACACAUUUGUGUUAUUUAUGCCCAGCGUUGGUUUGGUAUGUAAGAACUGAUUUAGCACAGCAAUGUUGUUUGCUG